AUGGGUAACUGUUGUUCCGGGGCAAAAGAAGAAAGCAAAAAGACGGCAGCCUUUCAAACAGCAGACGAUGGAGACCAUGUUGGAUUUCCCGUCGCCGACUCGUCGUUGAGUGGCCUCGAUGGAUUGGGUGGUGGUGACAACAACGCACAACCACCACAACAGGCGCCACAACAGGCACAACAACAGCAAGAACAACAACAGCGCAACGUCAAGGCAUUGCGGGAAGAACAAAAUCGACUCGAUUUGAUUGUCCAAAUGGCCGGACGCGGCAUGGUCUCGGUACGAUCCACCCGUGGCUCGACUGGAUAUUACGAUCAAGGAUUUGCCGCGGCGCUGGGGCAACAUUUGGAACAAACCACUACAUUUCCCGAUCAAUUGCCCAUUCGAUUGCCAUCUUCUGCCAGCACAUCCGACAAUAAGAGUGUCUUGCAACGAUUAUCGCAACCACAGUGGGACAAUAUUGCACUGGGGAAAAAGAAAUUGGGGUUGGCUGGAUGUGGUGGGGAAAAUCCCAACACGUAUAUGGAUCAUAUUGCCGGAUCCUUUCUGGAUUCGGUAGUCCCCAAAAAGGAACGAAUAUUUGCCGGUGGAGUGGGACCCAUGGUGGAGAAUUUAUUAUGA
Seminavis robusta is the source of this 621-nucleotide messenger RNA. NCBI's taxonomy places the organism in Eukaryota, Bacillariophyta, Bacillariophyceae, Naviculales, Naviculaceae. The record is from the annotation of a GenBank genome assembly.